Messenger RNA from Thamnophis elegans (Western terrestrial garter snake), 2347 nucleotides. It is a transcript of the gene CHKB, whose product is annotated as choline kinase beta. Gene Ontology annotation, biological process: CDP-choline pathway; phosphatidylethanolamine biosynthetic process. Gene Ontology annotation, molecular function: choline kinase activity; ethanolamine kinase activity. Bases 32 to 1174 code for a protein of 380 amino acids. Lineage: Eukaryota; Metazoa; Chordata; Lepidosauria; Squamata; Natricidae. The record is from RefSeq and is a predicted model, not a curated record. Gene Ontology annotation, cellular component: cytoplasm. The transcript is spliced from 11 exons.
GGGAGGCGCGGCCAUCGGUCGACUGCUGGCGAUGGAGGCGCCCGAGGGAGACGGGCCGGAUGGAGACCGAGCAGCGCCCCGCUCGCCCCGCGGCUCCCCGGCCGUCCCCGCGGCCACCCGCCUGCGCGCCUUCCUCUGGUGCCGCGAGUUCCUGGCCGGGGCCUGGCGCCGCUUGGCCGCCCCCGAGCAGCUGGGCAUCGUCCCGGUCAGUGGAGGGCUGAGCAACCUGCUCUACAGAUGCUCCCUGCCGGACCACAUCCCCUCCGCCCAGGAGGAGCCACGCCAGGUCCUGCUCCGCGUCUACGGCGUCAUCCUCCAGGGGGUCGACUCGCUGGUUCUGGAGAGUGUGAUGUUCGCCAUCCUGGCCGAGCGGGCCCUGGGACCACGGCUGUAUGGCAUCUUCCCACAGGGGCGCCUGGAGGAAUACAUCCCGAGCCGCCGCCUGGUCACGGAGGACCUGCUGGAGCCCAGCAUCUCGGGGGAGAUCGCGGUGAAGAUGGCCCGCUUCCAUGGCAUGGUGAUGCCCUUCAACAAGGAGCCGAAGUGGAUGUUUGGGACCAUGGAGAGGUACCUGAAGCAGAUCUCUGAACUCACCUUUUCCCAGGAGGCCCAGCGGCACAAGCUGAACCGGCUCAAGGCCUACAACCUGGAGGCCGAAAUGCACAGCCUCAGGACGCUGCUGGAGGCCACGCCGUCCCCCGUGGUUUUCUGCCACAAUGACGUGCAGGAAGGGAACAUCCUCCUCCUGGCCGGGCGCGAGGCCUCCUCCACAGACCGGCUGAUGCUCAUUGACUUUGAGUACAGCAGCUACAACUACCGGGGCUUUGACCUCGCCAAUCACUUCUGUGAGUGGGUCUACAGCUACGCCCACGAUGAGUGGCCUUUCUACAAAGCCAGCCUGGAGAAGUACCCCAGCCGCCAGCAACAGCUGCACUUCAUCCGGUGUUACCUGCAGGAGGCAGGUGGGAAGGCCGACCCCCCCUCGCCGGAGGAGCAGGAGCGCCUGGAGGCCAAGAUGCUUCUGGAGAUCAGCCGGUUCACCUUGGCCUCCCAUUUCUUCUGGGGCCUCUGGUCCAUCCUGCAGGCCAAGAUCUCCACCAUUGAGUUUGGCUACCUGGAAUACGCCCAGUGCCGCUUUGAGGCCUACUUCCAGCAGAAGGCCAGGGGAGAGUGACCAUAGGCUGGCCAGCGGCCAUGAACUGGCCUGACCAGGGCUGGCAUAUCGGACAGCUGGAACUGAGGGACCAAGACUGGAGGGGUGGCUGGUCAGCCCUCCUGCAAGACACACUCUCUGCACAUCUGCCUCAGGGAUGUGGUGCCUGGAUUUGUUCGGCCAACCUGGGGUUUGGGGGCUGCUGUGACCCGUGCAGGGCAGCCUCCUCUGGAGCAGCUUGGGGGGGGGGGUCAGUGCCUUCCUCGGUUGCAGUCCAGGUUGACAGACAGAAAGGGCGUCAUGUCCACAGCCCCUCUCGUGUGGGGCGCCUCGGAGCCCGAAGCUCCACCCUCUCCUGCUGAACAUCUGCAUGAAACCGCUGGGAGAGGGAGGGGGUUGCCUUCCAGGCCAAGCCUCCGCCAGGAAGCCCCAGGUGCAAGUGACCAACCAGGCCCACCUGUGGCCUUUGCACACCUGGGUCUGUGUGAUGCCCCUCCCCCCUCUGGGUCAGCUGUGUCCCCAUCCUUGGUCUUGUGGGGGGCCCCAUUUCCCUCUUCCAGACUGGGGUGCAGCUGGGGUGGGGGAGGGUCAUCCUGCCACAAGACGAACCUUUGCGCUUUUCGUCCCCCGUGUGCCAGUUGCCCCCUCGGCCUUCAGCUCCCCUCACAGAGGACUGCGAUGCCCUGGAGGUGGGGCUGCCCUCGAAGGCCACCCAGAAGCCACAGCCGGUAGAGGAAGCCUCUCGGGGGCCCUUCCAGCUGCCAGCCGGCGUCCGUUGCCUCCAAAGCUCUGCAGGUCAGAGAGCUGGAGGGCCGCUUGUCUCCGGUCAUUUCUGGAGGGGAUGUGUGCCAAGUCCCCCCCCACCAAUGAAGCCCUGCCACCUCCUGGGACCCGGGAAGCCUUGCUCUCCCUUCCCCAGGUCCUCCAGAGGUAAAGACGGUUCCAGAAAGGAUGGGAAAGUUGGCUUUGGCUGCAGGCCACUGUUCAUGAGACUCAGCGGGCCCCAAUCUGUCCUCUUAAUUCUACUCUGGGCUAAUAAAUCCAUGAAAUGUCCAGCAUGGAGGACUCUGAUGCCCCUCCCCCCACGAGCUUUUCUGCUGCCCGUUCUGAGCGCAGCUCCUCCCAGAAGCAUGAGAGGGCUGGACGGAGGCUUUGCACUGUACAGAAUAAAAAAACAACAUUCGUUUGUGGGAA